AUGGGAAAAAUACCUAAGGAUUUUCACUUGCACUUUGCAGAUACAGAACGUUGCCUGAAGUGUCCAGAAGAUCAGCAUCCAAACAAGUCCAGGGAUCAGUGCAUCCCCAAGGACAUCACCUUCCUGUCCUUUGAAGAACAUCUGGGGAUCAUCCUGGCUGCCUUUGCCCUCACCUUGUCCUUAACCACAGGCCUUGUGCUAGGAAUCUUUGUUAAAUUCCUAGAGACCCCAAUCGUCAAAGCCAACAACCGGGACCUUUCCUACAUCCUCCUCGUCUCCCUUCUGCUCUCCUUCUCGUCCUCCUUCCUCUUCAUUGGACAACCAAGGGAAGUGACCUGCCUCCUCCAACAAGCAGCCUUCAACAUCAUCUUCUCAGUGGCUGUCUCUUCACUCUUGGCCAAAACCAUCACUGUGGUGCUGGCCUUUCUGGCCACCAAGCCAGGCAACAGGGUUAGAGGAUGGCUGGGGAAGAGCUUGGCCAACUCCAUUGUCAUCUCCUGCUCCAGUAUCCAAGUUGUCAUUUGCACCAUCUGGCUAGCCACCUCUCCACCUUUCCCUGACUCUGACAUGCACUCCCAGGAUGGGCAGAUCAUUCUGCAGUGCAGAGAAGGCUCUGUGGCCAUGUUCUAUGCUGCCCUUUGCUACAUGGUCUUCCUGGCUGCCGUCUGCUUCAUGGUGGCCUUCCUUGCCAGGAAGCUGCCUGGGGCCUUCAACGAGGCCAAGCUGAUCACCUUCAGCAUGCUGGUCUUCUGCAGCGUCUGGGUGUCCUUUGUGCCCGCCUACCUGAGCUCCAGGGGCAAGUACAUGGUGGCCGUGCAGGUGUUCUCCAUCUUGGCCUCCAGUGCUGGCCUGCUGGGCUGCAUCUUCCUCCCCAAGUGCUACAUUAUUCUAGUGAGGCCUGACCUGAACAUGAAGGGGCAUCUCACCAUGAAAACGAAAGAUGACACCUGA
Molecule: messenger RNA, 951 nt
Organism: Varanus komodoensis (Komodo dragon)
Lineage: Eukaryota; Metazoa; Chordata; Lepidosauria; Squamata; Varanidae
Product: vomeronasal type-2 receptor 26-like
Exons: 1
Coding region: 1-951 (316 amino acids)
Biological process (GO): G protein-coupled receptor signaling pathway
Cellular component (GO): membrane
Molecular function (GO): G protein-coupled receptor activity
Source: RefSeq, a predicted model, not a curated record